GGCUCGUGCGGGAGACGUCACUUCCGGGCGCCGGCACGCAGCGUUGGCGGCGGAUUCAAACUGUGGAGCUGUCGUCUGAGACUGAAGACGCGGGGGAGGGCUUGGUUGGUCCUCACUGGCCUAACCUUCCUGAGCUCCAGGGCGGCUCCGAGCCUCUUGGAUGCCGAGGAGGUGGGUGCCUGAGCGGGGCAUGGCGGUCUCGGCCACAGUCUUCCAGAGGAAGCAGAUCAAGCGCAAAGCUCCCCGCGGCUUCCUCAGGCGCGUCUUCAAGCGGCAGAAGCCCCACCUUCGUCUGGAGACGCGCGGCGACGUCCUGAUUCAUUUGAACUGUUUACUGUUUAUUCAUCGGUUAGCGGAAGAGGCCAGGAUAAACACUUGUGAGAAUAAGUGCGGAAUAAUUAAGAAGGAUCAUGUGUUGGCUGCAGCAAAGGUAAUUCUAAAGAAGAGCAGAGGUUAGAAGUCAAAGAACAUGUUUUUGAAAAUUAUAUGAUGGUUUAUUUUAGAUGGCAACAUGUCAUAAAAUCACUUUUUACGUAUUAAUUUAUAUUGUGGAUUAUUAAAAUAUUGGCAGAAUGAGGAA
Molecule: messenger RNA, 580 nt
Organism: Heterocephalus glaber (naked mole-rat)
Lineage: Eukaryota; Metazoa; Chordata; Mammalia; Rodentia; Bathyergidae
Gene: Cenpw
Product: centromere protein W
Biological process (GO): kinetochore assembly; chromosome segregation; mitotic cell cycle
Cellular component (GO): kinetochore; nucleoplasm
Molecular function (GO): DNA binding; protein heterodimerization activity
Source: RefSeq, a predicted model, not a curated record